Messenger RNA from Amoebophrya sp. A25, 407 nucleotides. The record is from the annotation of a GenBank genome assembly. NCBI's taxonomy places the organism in Eukaryota, Dinophyceae, Syndiniales, Amoebophryaceae.
AUGAUAAAUCAGACGCUGACCCAAGAACACAUCAUCGUCCUCCGACCAGCAGACUCCUCCUCUGACAAGACGGGCAACCUUUUCCCGUAUUCUGCUAGCAGCUCUCCUCAGGAUGCUGACAUGAACGACAGACCGGUGGGACUUAUGGUAGGACAGGAAUCGGAAGGAUUCCAAUUCAAAGGAUCUCGGAAAUGCCUACCUGCGACGAUCAAUAGAGACCGAAUAAGGCGGACUGUUUUUGGCUUGGAGUAUUUCUCGCGGUUUUUGAAAGAUGAACGCAAGAAAGAGUUUUAUGCAUGGAAGUGGAACUAAGUGCACGAUUCUUGAAUGCGCCAUCGCCAAGUAGCUCUGGAGUCCGUCCCCAGGCAGCCAAAGCGCCUCCACACGGCCCAACGCUGAAGUGUUCC